Messenger RNA from Wasmannia auropunctata (little fire ant), 323 nucleotides. Its product is annotated as ATP-binding cassette sub-family G member 4-like. The record is from RefSeq and is a predicted model, not a curated record. The coding region runs from base 9 to 323 and encodes 104 amino acids. Gene Ontology annotation, cellular component: plasma membrane. Lineage: Eukaryota; Metazoa; Arthropoda; Insecta; Hymenoptera; Formicidae. The transcript is spliced from 2 exons. Gene Ontology annotation, molecular function: ATP hydrolysis activity; ATP binding.
AUACAGAGAUGUUUCGUAAACAGGCGUGCUACGUACCGCAACAAUUUCAUCUAUUGCCGUUCCUCACGACGAGAGAAACAUUCUAUAUAGCGGCACGUUUGAAAGUCAACAUUAAUCAAAAUGAACGAGCAAUUCAUUUAAUUGUAAAUGAUAUUGCAAAGAGUCUCGGCUUGACAAAUUGCCUGGACACAUUGGCGUGUAAAUUAAGUGGUGGUGAACGAAAAAGACUCUCCAUCGGCGUGGAAAUGAUUGCCAAGCCAUCCAUUUUUUUACUAGACGAGCCAACAAGCGGACUCGACAGUGCGACCUGUAAUCAGGUAUAG